UCUAAACCCAGCUCUACCUGCUGGCUCACCGUGUGCUUGGGCAAGUGACUUUAGAACCCUGUCAUUGUUGGGAGAUGGGCUUGCCGUGGUUUGUGUUCCCUCCUCCUUCUCUACCCCCGACGGGCAUCCAGCGAUGCAGGAAACAGACGACAAGAGUUCAGGGUCUGCUGCCCGCACCCUCUGUCGCUGGCAGCUAGGCAGCUGCAGGAUGCCGUGGUCAGGAGGCCCUGAGGUCAGGCUCCCCCUGCCAGAUGGAGACAAGCAGCCGCUCACCCCAUGCAGGGCUACAGUGAGGACAGCUCAGAGUCCUGUUAGAGACAGAGGCCAGUGCCCUUAGCCCGAAGGCCUCUGGGACUUGUUAGGGACUCUGUGCUAGAAGGGACAGGGCCUCUCCACGCCCGAGCCCCUGUGCACCCUUAUCUGGUAGGCAUUUCUGUUCUUCCUCUCGCCUGACACUUUUCACUCCUGCAUGCUUUCGUUUUGCUUGUAAGGUUGGGAGCCCCUCGGAUCAGAUGCUCUUUUCAGCCAAAGGCAUGAGUGGAACUUGGAACGGAAGUUUUCACCCUCCGCCUGUGAACACUUUUGUUCUCUGAGCCUCUCCUGGCUUUUUCCUGUGCAGCCAGCCCAUGCCCUCAGAGAAUUUGUUUUGCAUGUGGUUGUUAAACUUUGAUUCGGUGACUCAUGCCGGGGCGAAGCCUUCAAGUCUGCCUCCCUCAUUUGAUUGCUCUCUUCCUUUCCUUUUUUUUUUAAAAAAAAAAAAACUCAGAGCAAAACUACCUUGGCAGCUGAAUGUGAUCGUGGCACCCAGGAAGGGGAGCUUUGGCAUGAAGGGCCUCCUAAUGGCCUCGUGGCCCAGCCGGGCAGGGCUCCCUCAGGUUGGAUGAUACCUGGCCGACUGUGGCAGGCGUGGAGCUGGGGGUGCUGCGUGGAGCACGGGUGUCCACUGUGGAGGCUGACGCGACGCGCCCUGCUGCUCAUGCCAGGGUGGCUCUGCCAGAAGGAAACUGGGGGCAGGACCCUCAGCAGGGCCCCAGCUGGCACGGCAUGGAGCGCUCAAGCAAGAUGGAGUUCUUCCAGAAGCUGGGCUACAGCCGGGACGAUGUGGUCAGGGUGCUGGGCAAGCUGGGUGAGGACGCCCUGGUCAACGACGUGCUGCAGGAGCUGAUCCAGACUGGCAGCCGCCCUGGGGCCCACGAGAGCAGUGCUGUGCCCCUGCUCGUUCCCAGGGGCUCCUGCGGGACCCUGGACUCUGCCCACUGCGGGCUGGCGGCAGAGCUGGAAGAAGAGCGUGGAGACCCAGCCAGUUCCUUGCGACCCAUAGUGAUCGACGGCAGCAACGUGGCCAUGAGCCAUGGAAAUAAAGAAGCCUUCUCUUGCCGGGGAAUCCAGCUGGCUGUGGACUGGUUCAGGGACAGAGGACACGCCUACAUCAAAGUUUUUGUUCCAUCCUGGAGGAAAGACCCACCAAGAUCUGAUACCCCUAUUAGAGAGCAGCACGUCCUGGAGGAGCUGGAGAGGCAGGCGGUGCUCGUGUAUACCCCGUCCCGCAAGGUGAACGGCAAGCGGGUGGUCUGCUACGAUGACCGCUACAUUGUGAAGGUGGCCUACGAGCAGGAUGGUGUCAUCGUCUCCAACGACAACUACCGUGACCUCCAGAGCGAGAACCCCGAGUGGAAGUGGUUCAUCGAGCAGAGGCUGCUCAUGUUCUCCUUUGUCAAUGAUCGGUUCAUGCCUCCCGAUGACCCCUUGGGCCGCCGGGGACCCACCCUGAGCAACUUCCUGAGCAGGAAGCCCAAGCCCCCAGAGCCUUCCUGGCAGCACUGUCCGUACGGCAAGAAAUGCACCUACGGCGUCAAGUGCAAGUUCUACCACCCCGAGAGGCCGCACUUGGCGCAGCUGGCGGUGGCCGACGAGCUUCGCGCGCAAACGCGGGCCUGGCGGGGCGCGGGCGCCGAGGCGGAGCGGCGGAGGAGCGCGCGGGCGGCCCGGGAGGAGCAGGGCGGCCCCGGGGGCGCUCCCGCCGCGGCCUGGCCGGGGCCCCCGGCGCCCGGCGUGCGCAGCCUGCACCCCGCGCGGCGGGCGGCCGACGUGGCCGCGCUCGAAGGCGGCUUCUCGCGCCUCGCCUUCAGCGACGACCCUGGGCCCCUCGGGGCGCCCCCUCGGGACGCCGGCCUCGCGCCCCGGCCGCGCCGUCCAGACUGGGGGGCGCCGGGGGCCUCGGCGUCCCCGGGAGCCCUGCCCGGCCUGCUGAGCCCCCAGGUCGGGCCGAGGGGGGGCCACGGCCCCGGGGCCCCGCACAGUGAUCUCCCCCAGCGCAGGAGGCCCGCCGAGCCGCGGGCCCUCCAACAAGGGACCGGCCGGUUCCCGGGCCGCUCGGCCUGGGCGGAACGCAGCUGGGGCGACGGCGCCUUCGGGGGACCUUCGGGGUCCCCGCCUCCCUCCGCUCGCGGCGAGGUGGACGCGCGUGCCCGGGCGCGCAUCGCGCUUUGCAGCAUCUUCCCGCCCCACCAGGUGGACAGCGUCAUGGCCCUGUUCCCGGCGCUCUCCGACGUCACCCGGCUCAUCCUUCUCAUCCAGAGAUUCCAGACGUCUGGGGCUCCCGUGGGGAAAUCCUAAGGAAGUCGUCCAAGCCACCGGAAGUCCCAAUCUUGCCUUGCCGCUUGGUCAGGGCGGGUGGUCGGCCUGUCCCUGGGGCGAGCCACCCUGCAGCCCUCUUUUCUUUCAAGAAGGUCAGGGAAGCCGGCUUCCUCACCCUCAGCAGCACCCAUGCUGGCACUUGAUGACCCUCACUGACACUGCAGGGCUUGCUGCUGGAGGUCGGUGUCCUGCAGAAUAAGGCUGGCCACAUCCAUGGAGGGAGUGGCCUCCUAUGUCUGGAAGACUAGAAGGUCCCAUGACGGCUCCAGGGGUUUGUCCAGAACACUGCAUGGCUGUUUUGUCAACCUGCAUUUGGGAUCCACGAGUGGGUCACAACGUCAAUUUAGUGGGUCACACCAGAAGGAGUGGUGUCGGAAAUCUCAGAGCACAGGCCACAUGACCAAGCUAAGUAUGAAACUCUUGUAUGUUAGCUACAUGUGUGUGCACCUGUGUGCCCUUGGUAGCCGUGCAAACUUAACGUGGGUCAUGGGCAAAAGUUUGAAAAAUCCUGGUAAAUGGCUUUGGCUUUUAUUUCAUCAUGUGACAUCUGAAAUACGUAGUCAGUUGACUGGUGGAGGUCUUGGCAUCUGAUAGGUUUCAUAUCAGCUGUUUCUUACCUCAUGAGAGGAACCUAGAAUUCUAGCCUUGAUGGGUGGGUCCGCUUGUCACUCUGUGUGGUUGGAGGUGGGGCAGGGGCACGUGGUCUUGAGGGCAGAGCACAGAUCCUCAACUGGUUGAGCCUUCUAAGUCACACCUCACUCCUGAGUCAAGGCCCGGUGAGUCAGUACUUGUGCUCAGAAACCUCCAGGUGGGUCAGUGAAGAGCUGGGAUGAGCCUCAGUCGUGGGGGUUUAUCGCCACCUUCCACCAGUGCUGUUUCUUCCAGCCAACUACUGCUUUGAGUUUUGGGGAGGAGGGACCCACCUGCUUGCAGUGGACAGGACAUGAGACUGCUUGCGGGGUAUGAACCCUGCGUCCUCAGGGGCCCUGGCAUCUCUAGUGGGCAUCCACCCGUUCACUCUGGGUUACAAGUCCAGAUGUGCAGGUCUUAGCUCAUUUGUUCGUGAGGACCCUUGGUGGCUUGGCCAUCAGGGAGAAUGUGAGGCACCUCCCAGUGGAAAAUCAGCUCCCAUCCCCCAAAAGCUUCCUGCAGACUGGCGAAUGCAAAGGGAAACUCUUCUCAGAGCAUCGUUCAGCUGCAUGCGUUGUGGACACAGAGCAGGGUGCACCCCUGGGAGAGUCUGCUUCUAGCCCUCUAGUUCAUGGUAAAUGCCACCAGUGGAGGUACAGUGACGCUGUGUCUCCCUGUGACCCCUUUGACCUUUUUUUUUUUUUAAGUAGGCUUCAUGCCCCAUGCAGAGCCCAACUUGGGGCUUGAAUUCACAACCCUGAGAUCAAGACCUGAGCUGAGAUCGAGAGUUAGAUGCUUAACCGACUGAGCCACCCAGGCGCCCCCUUUUCGUCUUUUUAAACCAGAUUCUUAGAGUGGCUCCAGCCUGAUCUGGUCUUCACCUCUUUUUGCCAGAGGACAACUGCACCCACAGUUAUAUCUUAGUAUUUUGGGAACUUAGUCCUGAAGAGGCCCCACCCUUCCUGGAUAAAGUGGAUUUCCCUCGUGGUGUUUUGUUUUGUUUUUUCCUUUCUUUUGACAAGACAACUUUAUGUGUUUGUCUCUUGGGUCUGUCUCCUGACGUAGAGCCGUCUCCCUGCUGACUUACAGUUGGAGAUGUUUAAACUGCUUCCUUUGAGGACAAGUUUGAGUUUUAGUAAGCUGUAAAGCUAUUUUAUUUGGUUCACUGUGAUGAAGACAAGCACAAAAACAGGUGAAGAGACAGCGCUUUUCAGUGUAAUCCCCUUUGGAAUUUUUUCCAAAGUCUUGGUACGUCUUUUUGACACAAAACAUGGAUGGAUGGGUGACUGAAAUGUUCCUAGUUGCAUAACUGUCACCGUGAUCCAAAAAUAAAUCACUUUUAUCCACACGUGGGCUCUCUGUUACCAAAUUGUAUAUCAUUUUCUCCCAUGGCGGCUUCUCCCCUUAGGCCAAGUUUUCACGUCAAAUAUUGUGGGUGUGAAAACUGAUGUUGUGGCUGCCUUAUUUAGUGUUAUUCCUCCCUUGGGGCUGAGGAGGCUGGGAUCUGCCUUUUCCAGGGGCGGCCCAAGGUGAGAACAUGCCUUUGCUGGAUGUUCAGCCGGCGGUUACCAAGGACACAGGUUGCUUAUCGGUUUGCUAGACUUUUAAAGUCCUCGUUACAGAACCACAAAGCAGUCUCAUAAAAGCCGUUCUUCCUGUGUAAACCUGCAGCAGAAUCCUUGAUUGCUCAGAUCUGAGGAGCCUGCUGCUAUACCGUGCUUUUGCUGGGGCUGCUUUCCCAGAGGCCUCUGGGCGGCGGUUUGCGGCAGAAACUGCAGAAUAUCAGGGGUCAAGGGGGUAGACGCAGGAGAAGCCACUCACGUCAGCCUUGCUCCAGGUAAAAUGAAUCCCAGCCCUCCGGAGUUUACACAGAAUUCACGUAGGGGACAAUGAGCCAACUGCCCGCUGGCACGGGUACAGCUUCCGUUCUCUAGGAGAACAGUCCCUGGUGGGGAGAAGAGCGUGGUGGGGGGGAGGGGAAGAGGCAUUAAGGAAUGGGUGAUGGGGGAGGGGGCUCUGGGAGAUGGAACAACUACUUGGAAUCACAAAUCCCACCGUGAGGGAAUGCACAGAGCCAGGCCCAGCUACUUGUGGGGCCCUGUAUGGAUUUAAAAUGCAGGGCCCCCCGGGGGCGCCCGGGUGGCUCCAGCUAAGUAUCUGGGGCUCAGGUCGUGAUCUCACGGUUCGUGAGUUCGAGCCCCACGUCGGGCUCUGUGCUGACAGCUCGGAGCCUGGAGCCUGCCGUGGAUUCUGUGUCUGCGUCUCUCUCUGCCCCUCCCUUGCUCGCACUCUGUGUCUCUCUCUCUCUCAAAAAUAAAUACGCGUUAAGAAACAAAUUUAAAAAAAUGCAGGUACCUGUUCAAACGUGGUCAAGAAUGUCAAGACAGCACAGCAUUCAACCAAGCAUGGGGUCCUUCUAAGUGGGGGUGCCCCGUGUGCCUGCCUACUGCCCACGAAGCUGCCCGGUGUGGAAUUACCAAGUGUGCAAGGGAACAUUUUGCAUGCCCAGAGUGUCGGAGCCCAAGGUAUGAUGUGCACACUUCAUAGCUGGGAAAGGCCACAUGUGUCCAGGGAGGGUCCUGGUCCCCCCAGGUCUCCCCCUCAGGGACUGUCUACUGCACCCCCUGAGGACUGACUGAGCGGACCUUCCUUGGCUUUCUCUGCCCACCUCUGACAACAAGGGGCAGAAGAGGAGAAGUUAAGGGUCCUGGGAAACCAGACGCGGGACCAGCUCUGUCCGUAUGAGUACGAGAAGGCAGUGGGGGUGGGCCCAGCUGGGCAGCGAGUAUACUGGUUUGUAUUGGGCAAGGCUCUUUGGGUGCGGGCAUGGCUUACAAACCAAAGGUCAGGAGGCCAGGGGCGGAGGCGGCUUCGGGGUCGGCUGCAAUGACGGGCUUGAACCCUGUCUGUCGGAAUUCUCUCUUUGGUUUUCUUCUGCAUGUGGAUUAUUCUCUCCUUCUGAGGUUUUCUCUGCACGGCGAGGGCCACUGUGUUGGCAGACCCAGGCACGUGUCCUUCCAGCUGAAGGACUUUCAGCCUCAGAAAAAUCCUGGGAAGAAUUGAGUGACCUGAUUGGGUCAUGUGCCCAGCACUGAACCAGUCACUGUGAGGUGUUGCCCUAGACGCAGCUGGGUCUCAUGGUCCUUUCUGGCCCAGAUGAGGGCACGUAUUGUGAUUGUCAGCUCCCGCCAGACCCCACACGGUUGGGGGGGGGGGCGGGAGGUUUAAGGGGAUGCCAGGCUCUUCCGUCAGAUCUAAGAAGCGGGCACGGUGUCCAGGCAGACAGAACGAACGCCAGGCAAAACAACAGCGCUCAACUCUGGACUCUGGGCCAGGGUUUAGGUUGGCCGCACCGUCCUCCACCGCCGGCUCCGGUGGCACCGGAGAAGGGAGCCGCUGUGUGUCUUCUCUUUGUCGCUUAAUCAGGAAAAACCUUCCAUCCACAGUCAGCACAGCUCUCUGCGGGAGCAAGUUGGAGGCCCUGCUGCUACAGGGCCUGAGCGAUCGUCGUGCGCGUCUCGCCACUCCCGGCUUGCAGCCAGAUGAGCACUUAGGUGGGAGACUGCCAAAAUGCCCCGCAGAGGAGGAAGUGGCUCUUCAGAGUCAAAAGGUGACCUUGUUCCCUUUGACUCACUUCUGAACCGAUGCCCUCUAGAUCUCAGGAAGCUCUCAGGAUCGGAGCGCUCAGCCCAGCCGCUGGCAGCUUCACUGGAAAGGGGGGGGCGGGGGCGGGCCCUGGCCCAGCUUGGUAAUUACUUGGCUCCAAGUUCCUGGGGGAACAAUGUCACCUCUCUGUCCUUAUGGAGGAAUGACAUACUUAACCCCAAUGCCCAGGAACAGGAAAGGUGUGGUAAAUAAACAGAAAGGCAAGUGGGCCACAGGGCUCAAAAGCCAGUCGAAUGCCGUAUAUAUAUCGACUGGCUGGCUGGCUGACGCUGAGUGACACUGAGUGACACUGACUGGGUGGCUGACAAGGUCUGAGUAAUCACUCAAAUAGGGUUAGUAAAUCACAAUAGUUGCGACUUUGCCCGAAGUCCAACUUACUCUUGAAAAUGGCGUCUGUGUGACUAAAACAAGCCACACCAAGCCCUACCGAUGCCGUUCUUGUUGGGGUAGUGGAUGGAGGCUUCUUCCCCCCAAAGGAAGGAUGGGAAGCACAGGAUGGAAAUGAGGUCUCCCUCUUUGCGCCGGUGAUUUUUUUUUCCAGUCCGGCCCCCUUUUCCUUUCUCUGAGACUGUCUCUAGCCCUCGUUUUCUCAAAGCCCCUUCUUCCUACAGAACCACCUUCUCAGUGGUCUUUUGGGGGCCAUGUUUCACUUGAUUGUAUGUAACUCCUCUGCUCUGUCCUCUUUGGUCUCCUGCUCCCACCGCUGCCCUCAAAGCUCUCCGGCCCUCAAAGCCCUUCUCUCUCCCCUUCCUCCACGAAGCCUACCGGGGCCAUUCCAGCCCUUGUGACCCGGUCCUCUUCUCGGAUUCUUCACCGCUGUCCUUUCCGGGGCUGGACAUUUCCCACUGCCCCAGGGCACCCUUGGAAAGAUUUUGCUCUGAGUAGUUAUUUGCUGUUCAUCAUUGAACUCUUUCCUUGUAUUUGGGCGUGUAGACCAUGCACAUUUGAGAGGGUUGGGGCUCUUGUCUUUAGCCUUGUCUUUCCAUCAGCUCUUAGGCCAGUCAGGAUCAGUGAGGUUAUGUCACUGAACCCAAACAGUCCCAGAUCCCAAUGGCUAGGACCACAGGGUUGUGGUAUAUUGUGCUCCAGGUCUGCCGUAGGUUAGCCAGGGCUGUGCAUGCAGAGACCCAGGCUGAGGGAGGAUCUGUCUCCAGCUUCCAAGUGGGCGGAAGAAGAGAACGUUCUCAAAAGUGCACCGAUUCUUAAAGCUUCCAAGUAGAUGGCAACACCUGUCUGCACGGGGCAGGAGAGCGCGAUCUUCCUGUGCGUCUGCUUAGGGUAGGCAGAAUGGCACCAUGAUAGUUUGCCUGUGGUGGCCAACAGUGAAUUAUUUCUUGAUUGAAAGCCUUGAAGGAAGAAAUGAGUUAAAUAAAACAUGGUACAUUCAUUUAAUGGAAUCGUAUAAGCCACUAAAAUGAUAUUGCUGGAGGAUGUUAACACAGAAAACGUUGAGCAUAGAUUAUGAAGUAUAAAAGCAGAUUAUAAAAAAAAGAAUGGGCCAUAUUUCUCUUUUAUUAAAAACGCAUAUUAUAUGGGGCGCCUGGGUGACUCAGUCAGUUAAAUGUGUGAGUCUUGAUUUUGGCUCAGGUCAUGAUCUCACUGUUUGUGGGAUCGAGCCCCACAUGGGGCUCUGUGAUGACAGUGCCUGGGAUUCUCUCUCUCUCCCUCUCUCUCUGCCCCUCCCCUGCUCACAUGCUCUCUCUCACUCUCUCUCAAAAUAAAAUAAACAUUUAGUAAAUGCAUAUUAUACUUAUAGAAAAGAAAUUCUCGAAAAGGUGCACAGGUCCAGAUGGUGAGAUUAUGAGGACAGGCAACCUCUCCUCCUUUUGGUCUUUAUUUUCUAAAUCUUCUCCAGUUGAUCGCUUUCAUAACAAGAAAAAAAUUUCUUGCUAAACAACCCGGCCUUUUAAAAAGUGGUAAAGUAUACAUUCAUCAUAAGAGAUGCGGAAAAUUCAGGCCCCUUGAAUUGACACGUGAAAACACCAAAGUUUAGAUCUUUCCAGACCUCUUUCUAUGUAUGCGUGCAUAUUUCGUUGAAAGCGAAUCCUCACCCGCCAGAGCCUGGAGCGCAUGAGCUGUGGUCAGUGACGUGAUGGUGCCCGUGAGCAUUGUGCUGGUUCCAUGGCCAGAAAAUCCUGUGCAGGCCCUGGCUCCUGGGAGGGAUGAAGGAUCCUGGGAGGCACCCCCCCCCACCCCCCACCCCCCCCCCCCCCCCGCCAAAGCUCUAUGUCUGCCAGCUCCUGUGGCUGCUCUGUGGAAGGCCCAGCACGCGUGGCACCCUGGGUCCCAAACACGUACAUUCGGGCUCGUGAUAUCCCAGGCAAGGAGGUGGCACUCGCUGUGGAGAAUUUGGCCCUGGGGGCCUCACGGCCUCGUCGCUUGGGAAAGGAGGAAGAUGGACGUUUCCCCAUUCUCCGUUUGUGUUCUUUGAGUUGGUUCUGCUCCAGGGAAUUUUUUUGGCCAAGGCAAGUUCAAAAUAACUCUUCAUGAUCUGUUUGGUGCAAAUGCAAGUUGAUUUAUGGCUUUGCUGACCUUUGAUUCACUGGCAAAGCACUGCCUGGGGCCCUGGGGAGAUUUUCCUUUGCUUGUUUACCCGGGGUGAUUUAGGAGCUAUAGUGCCAAGAAGGUUUUCCUAUUUCUUCCACCCCAGGACUUGACCUCGUGGCCCCUGCCCUCAGGGCUCACACCCUGGGGGACUCAGCCUCAGAUCGUGUACAGACGGACAGUUAACCUUCAGAUGCCCUGGACCAUGUUACUCAUUCAUAGUCUCUGGCUUUUAACCCCUUUCAAGAGGUCCCCAGAGAGGGGUGCCUGGGUGGCUCAGUCGGUUAAGCGUCCAACUCUUGAUUUUGGCUCAGGUCAUGAUCUCACGGUUCGUGAGUUCCAGCCCUGUGUCGGGCUCUGUGCUGACAGUGGGGAGAGCCCCACUAUCCUUCCCCCACUUACUCUAUCUCUCAAAAUAAAUAAAUAAACUUAAGAAAAGAAAAUAAAAGUUAGAAAAACCAAAAAGACAAAACAGGAGCGCCUGGGGGGCUCAGUCGGUUAAGUGUCCGCCUUCGGCUCAGGUCAUGAUCUCAUAGUUCAUGGGUUCGAGCCCCGGUUCAGGUUCUGUGCUGACAGCUCAGAGCCUGGAGCCUGCUUCGAAUUCUGUGUCUCCCUCUCUCUCUGCCCUUCCUUUCCCUGCUCACACUCUGUCUCUCUCUCAAAAAUAAACAUUAAAAACAUAUAUAUGUAUGAAGUGUA
Molecule: messenger RNA, 10176 nt
Organism: Acinonyx jubatus (cheetah)
Lineage: Eukaryota; Metazoa; Chordata; Mammalia; Carnivora; Felidae
Gene: ZC3H12D
Product: zinc finger CCCH-type containing 12D
Exons: 6
Coding region: 1045-2616 (523 amino acids)
Biological process (GO): nuclear-transcribed mRNA catabolic process, RNase MRP-dependent; 3'-UTR-mediated mRNA destabilization
Cellular component (GO): nucleus; cytoplasmic ribonucleoprotein granule
Molecular function (GO): RNA endonuclease activity; metal ion binding; mRNA binding
Source: RefSeq, a predicted model, not a curated record